AUGGCGGCGGCCAGCGGCGACCCGUUCUACGUGUUCAAGGAUGAGCUGGAGACCAAAGUGUCGGCUGUGAACCAGAAGCACGCCAAGUGGCGCGCCAUCCUGGAGGCCAAAGGCUCGCCCGCGGCCAAGGAGCUGCCGGCGCUGACGCACCAGAUCGAGGGCGCCGUGGCCGCUGCGGACAAGUCGGUCAAGUUUUUGGAGGAGACCAUCGUCAUGGUGGAGGCAAACCGAGCCAAGUUCGAGCACAUUGAUGCGGCGGAGAUCGCAAGUCGGAAAGCGUUCGUCGCGACCACUAGAAAGGAGCUGCAAGCUGUCUCGGCUGAGAUUUCGACGGACGCUGUCAAGGCUCGGAUCCGCAAGGAAGAGCGCAAGUUGAUGCAACCAUCGAAGUCGUCGACGUCUUUCCGAGUGAAUAGCGGCCAAGACAGGAACGAGCGGUUUAUGCAGGACGAAAUGCAGCGACAGCAGCAAAUUAUGCAGGAGCAGGACAAAAGUUUUGCCGGGCUCGAGACUGACAUUACGCGCUUGCACGGAGUGACGGUGGAGAUUUCGAACGAAGUCAACAAGCAGAACAAAAUGCUUGACGACUUGACCGAUGAUGUGGAUGAAGCUCAGGAACGCAUGAACUUUGUUAUGGGCCGUUUGAGCAAACUGCUCAAGACGAAAGACAAGUGCCAGCUAGGACUCAUUCUCUUCCUGGUGGCGGUGCUUGUCGUGAUGGUCUUCCUGGUCAUAUACACAUAACGCGGUCAGUACUGCUCUCUUGUGUCUCGGAAUCGUCGGACCUGAGGCAAUAUGAAGCGUGCGGCAUUAUGAGCUAGCGCGCCUGGUCCGGCGUUUCAUCCACGCGCUAGACAAGAUGACACUUCGUGCCACCAACCCAAUAACCAUGUACUGUAGCACUC
Molecule: messenger RNA, 905 nt
Organism: Phytophthora sojae
Lineage: Eukaryota; Oomycota; Peronosporomycetes; Peronosporales; Peronosporaceae
Exons: 9
Coding region: 1-744 (247 amino acids)
Biological process (GO): Golgi vesicle transport
Cellular component (GO): membrane
Source: RefSeq, a predicted model, not a curated record